AUGUCGAGGCUCUGCGCAAAGCGGAAAGACCGGGAACCUGAGCGGUACGGCUGUCCACACUCUCCUUUCUCGGGCUCGUACUUUACAGUGCACCCCGGAUGGACCGAGACAAAUGACCCUUCGUCUGUCACACCUACAGCAAACAAACCUGACGGUGCAGAUGUCCACGCGUUCUACAAACCUUUCUCCCAGCUCUAUCCGGAUUUUACUGCGCAGACAGUCAACACGGUGCAGGUCAAGACAAAAGUCAAAACACGCGUAAAGCAACAAGAAAAUGCUGCCUCUAUCGCCGAAGUCGACAUACGAGAACAACCUAACCCUCCCAGAUCCCACCACAGCUUUCCCGUCGAUGCUCACGCACUGAGGCUCUUCAAAGUAUUGUUCUUUACCCCUUCUACGAUUUCCACGCCUGGUGAAAUCGCAUGGAAUGCCUUUUUGUACACGAUGAGGUCGGUUGGCUUCGCGGUCACAAAACUUUGCUUGCCUGCUUGGCAGUUCGAGUCAAAUAAACUGGACAUCUACAGAGAUAUCCAGUUCCAUGAAUCGCAUUCCUAG
Molecule: messenger RNA, 555 nt
Organism: Penicillium verhagenii
Lineage: Eukaryota; Fungi; Ascomycota; Eurotiomycetes; Eurotiales; Aspergillaceae
Exons: 2
Coding region: 1-555 (184 amino acids)
Source: RefSeq, a predicted model, not a curated record